AUGGUUAUUCUUGAAAGAGGUGGUAGUAGCUAUCUCGUUCGUGUAGUUGAGGAUAAGGAUUUGCCAGUAAACUCCAUGGGAGGUGGAGAGCAUUGCUCUGUACCUUACCAUGAAAGUAGGAAUGAAGAUGAUGACAUGGGAAACAUAGUGGCUGAUGUGGCAAAAAAUCAUGUCAUGGCAAAUAGUAAGGAGAUUAAUGAUAUGAUGAGUUGGUUUUCUACUGAAAGAGAUGUUAAAUUAGGAAGACUUUCUAGGCCUUCUCUCUUCAAGUUCCACCCAAAUGUUGAGCCCCCACCCACUUCUUUAAGUUUUUCCAAUGACCACUUGCUAACCUCAAAUUCAAGGACAUUGUCGGGGCCGACAGAAUUGGGUACUGAAAUUGUUGAGCAUGUCUUGCCUGAGGGAGGUGCUGCUCCUUCAACAUCUCUGAAUCCCAAUGUGCCAGAUACUCAUCCAACGGUAUCUGGGAGGAAGUCUUCUCCAGGCUCCCCAGUUUCUUCUCCACCACGUUUUAUCGAUGCAAUUGAACAACCUGUGACACUAGAUGUAAAUUCACCAGAUCGAUUGGCUGGGGAACUGUUCUUCCUGGAUGUUUCACUAGCAUUUACAGCUGAGGAGUUGUCACGAGCUCCAGCAGAAAUUUUAGGUAGAAGCAGUCAUGGGACUUUAUACAAGGCCACUCUAGAUAGCGGGCAUAUGUUGACUGUGAAGUGGAUGAGGGUAGGAUUGGUCAAACAUAAGAAAGAAUUUGCCAAGGAAGUUAAAAAAAUUGGAUCAAUGAGACAUCCCAAUAUUGUUCCGUUGCGAGCUUAUUAUUGGGGGCCAAGAGAACAGGAGAGGCUUAUUUUAGCAGACUAUGUUCGUGGAGAUAACUUGGCUCUACAUCUUUAUGAGACGACACCCCGGAGAUACUCCCCGCUGUCAUUCAGCCAAAGGUUGAAAGUUGCUAUUGACAUUGCUCGGUGUCUGACAUACCUUCAUGAUAGUGGCCUUCCUCAUGGGAACCUAAAACCUACUAAUGUACUCUUGGAAGGCUCUGAUCUGAAUGCUCAUCUUACUGAUUACAGUCUCCACCGUCUGAUGACACCAGCUGGCAUUGCAGAGCAGAUAUUAAACCUUGGAGCACUCGGAUACCGUGCUCCUGAACUCGCUACAGCAGCCAAACCAGUCCCAUCAUUCAAAGCUGACGUGUACGCAUUUGGAGUGAUUUUAAUGGAAUUGUUGACCAGAAGAAGUGCUGGUGACAUUAUCUCAGGUCAAUCGGGGGCUGUUGAUCUUACAGAUUGGGUCCGGCUAUGUGAUCAUGAAGGACGAGGAAUGGAUUGCAUUGACAGAGACAUUGCCAGUGGAGAGGAACACUCGAGAGCAAUGGAUGAAUUGCUUGCAAUAUCACUAAGGUGCAUUCUUCCUGUAAAUGAAAGGCCUAACAUCAGACAAGUUUUCGACAAUCUCUGUUCUAUAUCUGUUUGAAAUUUUGUACAUGUGUCUUGGAAUUAUUUUUUCCUUCCUCGACUUUCUUGUUUUUUUCCCCCACUCUUUCUCCACCAUUGGUUUCCUAGCCUCCUAAUCUGGGCUAAUCUUCACAUUCUUUUCUUAAUUUUUGUGUAAAGCGACAAUUGAUCUAUUGAUUGAUUGACAGUAUUUCUCAGUUUGAUCUUGAAGUGAAAAGAUUGCAAAUCAUCUUUCUCAUUUUUGUCUCUUGAGUUGGUUGGUGUAUUAGCAUUACCAGGUGAUCAACUAACGUUGUGUUUGGUUUUGAUGGAAAGGAAGAGAAAGGAAGGGAAGGUUGAUUUUAA
Messenger RNA from Camellia sinensis, 1796 nucleotides. The record is from RefSeq and is a predicted model, not a curated record. NCBI's taxonomy places the organism in Eukaryota, Viridiplantae, Streptophyta, Magnoliopsida, Ericales, Theaceae.